Messenger RNA from Polyodon spathula (Mississippi paddlefish), 807 nucleotides. RefSeq names its product exosome complex component RRP40-like. Bases 63 to 782 code for a protein of 239 amino acids. Lineage: Eukaryota; Metazoa; Chordata; Actinopteri; Acipenseriformes; Polyodontidae. Gene Ontology annotation, molecular function: RNA binding. The transcript has 4 exons. Gene Ontology annotation, cellular component: nuclear exosome (RNase complex); cytoplasmic exosome (RNase complex). Gene Ontology annotation, biological process: nuclear polyadenylation-dependent rRNA catabolic process; CUT catabolic process; poly(A)-dependent snoRNA 3'-end processing. The record is from RefSeq and is a predicted model, not a curated record.
CCUCUUGCCUGUUCCCUUUUACCUUUCACCCGGAAGUCAACGUUGCCAAGCGCAAAGAAGCAAUGUUGUGUUGCGUUAAAGAGAAAAUCGGAGAGGCUGUUCUUCCAGGGGAUAUCCUCUCGUUUGAAAUACAAAAGUCAGAAAAUAAAAGAGAGAAGUUGAUCUGUGGGCCUGGCUUGCGUCGGGACGGGGAAGAGGUGUUUGUCUGUAAAAGUGGCAUUCUCCGCCACAAGGAACCUAACCUGUACUGGGUGGACUUGCAACAAAGACGGUAUGUGCCAGCCAAGGGAGAAAGUGUGAUUGGGAUUGUGACGGCAAAAUCUGGGGAUGUAUUCAAGGUUGACGUUGGGGGAAGCGAGCAAGCCUCGUUAUCAUAUCUGGCAUUUGAAGGUGCAACAAAAAGAAACAGGCCAAACGUCCAGGUGGGAGAUCUUGUUUACUCUCAGUUUAUAAUUGCUAAUAAAGACAUGGAGCCUGAGCUGGUCUGCAUUGAUAGCUGUGGACGAGCAAAUGGAAUGGGAGUAUUUGGAGCUGGCGGUCUUCUCUUCAAGGUUUCACUGGGACUCGUAAGAAAGCUCCUUUCACCACAGAGUGAGAUAGUUAAGGACCUGGAGAAGAUAUUCCCGUUUGAGAUGGUUAUUGGCAUGAACGGUCGAAUCUGGGUGAAAGCCAAAACCACUCAGCAGACUUUAAUAGUUGCCAACAUUCUGGAGAGCUGCGAAAACAUGACAACAGAACAAAGAAGAAGCAUUUUUGGGCGCGUGUCAGAAAAUUUUCUGUAAAUAAAGCAAUUGUUCUUUUCUUGUA